GAAUUGGUGUGUAGAAUUUUUCAACAUUCAAGUACAUGCAAUUGGAAAACAAGCAGAAAACACAGAAGGCGUAAAUGGCGAGCAAGAGGAACGUCUGGCUCCUGAGGAUCGUUCUCUUCCUAUUCGCUCUCAACUCCAUUUCACUCUGCGUUUACUUCGCUUCCCACUCCAAAUCCUCUGCCUCCCCCAUCCCAAACCUCCCCCGUAACUACCGUAAUCCUCGUAUUAACCGUCUCCGGUUCCGAAACAAGCUCAAGUCUUGGCCCAUCUUACCCUCCUACCUUCCCUGGUCCCACCCACCCGCUAACACUGGCUCCUGCGAGGCCUACUUCGGCAACGGCUUCUCUCUCCGCCUCGAUCUCAUCUCCCCAGCGGCGGAUCCCCGCGGAUGGUUCCGCUGCUGGUACAGCGAGACCCUUCGCAGUUCUGUGUGCGAGGGAGGGAAUCUUCGGAUGGUCCCAGAGAGGGUCGAGGUCUCCAAGGGAGGGGAGAUGUUACACCAGGUGAUCGGGAGGCGUGAGGAGGACGAGCUUCCCAAAUUCCAAAACGGUGCUUUCGAGGUCGACGGAGGAGUUGGGUUUGAGGGUCCGCCACGGAGACUCGUCGACGACGGGUUCCUCGAUCGUUACGUGCCGCAGGGGGAGAUCCUGACUCAUACCAUGCGGGCUUUGAUCGGGUCUGUUCGUGUCGUUGCGGGGAGCGGGUUCGAGUGCCAAGAGUGGAUUGAGGAGCCUACGCUGCUGGUGACGCGCUUUGAGUAUGCGAACCUUUUCCACACUGUUACAGACUGGUACAGCGCAUAUGUCUCUUCAAGAGUUACAGGAUUGCCCAAUCGACCUAGAUUGGUUUUCGUGGACGGCCACUGUAUGACAUCUUUGGAAGAAACAUGGAAAGCAUUGUUUUCUAGCCUUAGAUAUGCGAAGAACUUUAGUGGUCCAGUUUGUUUUCGCCAUGCUAUUCUCUCACCUUUGGGAUAUGAGACUGCUUUAUUUAAGGGGCUGACUGAAGAAAUAAAUUGUCAUGGAGCAUCUGCACACGAUCUAUGGCAAAAUCCUGAUGACCGGAAAACUGCUCGAUUAUCUGAAUUUGGGGAAAUAAUCAGAGCUGCUUUUAGGUUUCCUGUAAAUAGACACCGUGUUGAAAAGCCAGUCUCUGGUCUUAAUGUCCUCUUUGUUCGACGUGAAGAUUAUUUAGCUCAUCCUCGACAUGGUGGUAAAGUUGAAUCAAGGCUUAGCAAUGAAGAAGAAGUGUUUGAUUCGUUGAAAACAUGGGCAUAUAAUAAUAACUCGUGCAAAAUAAACCUUGUCAAUGGAUUGUUUGCACACAUGCCCAUGAAGGAGCAAGUCCGAGCCAUUCAAGAUGCUUCGGUAAUUAUUGGCGCACAUGGUGCGGGUCUGACUCAUUUAGUAUCUGCAAUGCCAAAAACUGUGGUUCUGGAGAUUAUUAGCAGCCAGUAUCGACGGCCACAUUUCGCAUUGAUAGCUAAGUGGAAAGGGUUGGAGUAUCAUGCAAUUAAUCUUGAUGGAUCAUAUGCCAAGCCGGAAAUAGUUAUUGACAAACUUAGUGGCAUACUGAGGAGCCUUGCAUGCUAAAAAGUAUUAGCUUCAAAUUAAUUUAAUCUUGUUACAUGGAAGUGGAAGUGAUAGAGAUUAGUCGCUGCUUUCAGCGUCUGUUUGUAUGCCAUCAUUAGAUCCAUUACCCUUUCGUGGAGAAUGAGCUUUACUUGCUUCUGCUACUGUUACAAGUUUCGAUUGGACUCUUAAACAGAAGAGAUAGUUAAGAUGGUUACAGGCUAUCUGUGGUCAACUCAAAAGAGGCUGCUUAUGCAAUCACCAUGAAGAGAUAAGAGCCUCGGCCUAAAAUUAAGGAUUUGGGAUUUUUUCUUCCAAUUCAGCGGACAGUUGAAAUUUAUAGGUGGAUGGAUUGUACACUGCAGAUCCAGUAUGUUGUCUCUUUGAAUCCAUAAUUGUUUUCUCCCUGCCAGCACCAUUGGGGAAGCGGCUAAUGGGAGUCGUAAUUUUGCCUGUAGACUGAUUCUUUCUAACUUGGACGAGGUUUUUUUUGUACAA
Carya illinoinensis is the source of this 2069-nucleotide messenger RNA. Its product is annotated as beta-1,2-xylosyltransferase. Gene Ontology annotation, molecular function: glycosyltransferase activity. Lineage: Eukaryota; Viridiplantae; Streptophyta; Magnoliopsida; Fagales; Juglandaceae. The transcript has 3 exons. The coding region runs from base 75 to 1592 and encodes 505 amino acids. The record is from RefSeq and is a predicted model, not a curated record.